AUGCGGUAGAAUCCUUCCUCCAGAACAGGAGUUGGCACCUCUUUUCCCAUCUUCAAGGAAGGACAACGUGCUCAGGAGCGCUUCCCAAGUGAAUGACUGAAUGAAUGAACGAAGGAGGGAAGAGAGGAAGGAAGGAAUCAGCCUCAUGGAACAGGGAGGUUUAGAGAAUCCUGGCAAAGCAAGAGGCGCCGUGCUAGCCAGGCCCUGCGGGAGUGUUGCUGCAUGGUGAGGUUGGGGGGUGAGGGUCGGCCCCAGCAGGGAAGGGCAGGUGCAGUGAUGGCAAGGCCAGAGCACGUGGGGAUGAGGAGAUGCGGUACUGCGACGGCUGGAGGAGGGUUGCAGGAGCUGCUCAGACAUGGGGGCAGCUGCAGUCUCGGCUCCUUGCAGGUUGGGAGAGAGUCAUGCUUGGUGUACAGCUGGAGAGGGAAGUGGGCCGAGGAGGUGGUGGAUGCCGAAUGUGCCCAUCCCUGACGGCCGGCGCCUCAGUGCACAGCAGGCCUAGGUCUCGAUGGGGACGGCCACCGAGGUCAGUCCUGCUGGGCUGCUGCCUCAGAGCUCACUCUACUAAUGCUCAGGUGGCUCAUCUGUAAAGUGGGCGGCAGCACCGUGAGGACCCAGCCAGGUGACCGAUCACAUGCAAGGUUCUGAUGGAGUCACAAGCUGGUCACUGCUGCUGGUCCUGUCCCCUGUGUGCAGGAGACGCGGAGGUAGGGGACCCGUGUGCCUGUGAGAACAGAGCAGACAGGAUGCCGGAGAGGACAGCAGGCACGGAAGCCGGAGGGGACAGCAGGCACGGAAGCUGGAGGGCACAGCAGGUACGGAAGCCGGAGGGGACAGCAGACAGGAAGCUGGAGGGGACAGCAGACAGGAAGCCGGAGGGGUCAGCAGGCACAGAAGCCGGAGGGGACAGCAGACAAGAAGCCGGAGGGGACAGCAGACAGGAAGCCGGAGGGCACAGCAGACAGGAAGCCGGAGGGGACAGCAGGCACGGAAACCGGAGGGGACAGCAGACAGGAAGCCGGAGGGGACAGCAGGUACAGAAGCCGGAGGGGUCAGCAGCUUGCUGAAUGGCCUUCCCAAUGACCUCUCAGCCUGUUUUAGCCCAGUCUUGUUUUGGUGAGAAACUGACUCCGAGAACUGAGUGGGCUGCUCUGAGGUCCCGCCCCCGUCGGGGCAGUGCCGGCCUCUCCGGAAGCCCCUGGGCUGCUCGCAUCCCGCUGGGUGUGUUUACCAGUGCUUAAUGAAAACUAUUGCAGCCACCCGUGAAGAGAUCGGAUCUCACUAUGUUGUCCGGGCUGGUUCUCCAGUAAUCCUCCUGACGCAGCAUCCUGAGUAGCUGGCCUGCAGUGUUUGUGGAGAAGGUGCUGCAGAGACUUUUUCCUCCUGUUCCAAGUGGCCAAGGAAAGAGGGAACCCCAGACGCUGGCCUUCCAAAAUCCACCAAAGAAAGUGACCUCUGAGAAAGUGAGCCAGAAACAUGCUCAGCCUUUGACAGACGUCUGUCCCAUGACAGCCCCAUGUUAAGCUCUUGGUGGCUGCAGGAUCAUCUGCCAUGAGAGUCCCAUCAGCUGUGGUCCCUGCAGUGCAACUCCGCUCACCUGUGAGACUGUGAGAGGACCCCGCUGAGAGACACGGGAAGAGACCACCUGGGUGCAGCACAUCCCACUGAGAGACACGGGAAUAGACCACCUGUCUGCGGCACAUCCUACUGAGAGACACGAGAAGAGACCACCUGGGUGGACCACAUCCCACUGAGAGAUGCGGGAAGAGGCCACCUGGGUGCAGCACAUCCCACUGAGAGAUGUGGGAAGAGACCACCUGGAUGUAACACAUCCCACUGAGAGACACGGGAAUAGACCACCUGGGUGCGGCACAUCCCACCGAGAGACACGGGAAUAGACCACCUGGUAAGACAUCCCACCGAGAGACACGAGAAUAGACCGGCUGUGCGCAGCACAUCCAACUGAGAGACGUGGGAAGAGAACACCUGGGUGGAGUACAUCCCACCGAGAGAUGCAGGAAGAGGUCACCUCUGUGCAGCACAUCCCACCGAGAGACACGGGAAUAGACCACCUAUGUGCAGCACAUCCUACUGAGAGACGUGGGAUGAGAACACCUGGGUGGAGCACAUCCCACCGAGAGAUGCCAGAAGAGGCCGCCUGGGUGCAGCACAUCCCACUGAGAGAUGCGGGAAGAGACCACCUGGGUGCAGCACAUGUGGGCGGGUCCAUUCGGUUCCCCAGUAAACACACACUGGCUCUGAGACCUCGACUGCCCGACGGCUCUACACCGCCAGCGGGCCUCCUGAGGGCUACGUCCCCUGUUGGCCGGAGCCCAGCAGCUGUGGGAGCCCCGAGAACGCCUCCAGCGGGGAUGACACAGAAGAGAAAAUGCCCAGAGCAAGCCCCAAGCACAGCCUUGCAGCUGCAGAGCCGAUGGAGCCUCCAGGGCCCUCAGGAGCCAGAGGCCAGGAGAAGCAAGGAUGGGACCCCUCUCUCUCUGACCCUCCAAGAUCAGGAUCUUCAUGACCAGCCAAAGAGAAGAAGAAUUAGGAAGCAUAAAUCAAAGAAAAAAUUUAAAAAUCCCAAUAGUGUUCUUAUAGAACAAGCAGAAUUAGAGAAACAGCAGAGUCUGUUACAGGAGAAAUCUCAGCAACAGCACACAGAUGGCACCACAAUAAGCAAAAAUAAAAAAAGGAAACUGAAAAAGAAACAGCAAAUUAAAAGGAAGAAAGCAGCCGGCUUGGCAGCAAAGGCUGCUGGUGUCAGUUUCAUGUACCAGCCCGAGGACAGCAGCAAUGAAGGGGAAGGCGUGGGAGAGGCUGGUGAGGAGGAUGGUGUGGACGCCAGCGAGGAAGAUCCGACACCGGCCGGGGAGGAAGACGUUAAAGACACCAGGGAGGAGGACGGUGCGGAGGCCAGCGAGGAAGACCUGACACGGGCUAGGCAGGAAGAGGGUGCGGACGCCAGUGAGGAAGAUCCGACACCGGCCGGGGAGGAAGACGUUAAAGACGCCAGGGAGGAGGACGGUGUGGACACCAAUGAGGAAGACCUGACACGGGCUACGGAGGAAGAGGGUGCGGACGCCAGUGAGGAAGAUCCGACACCGGCCGGGGAGGAAGACGUUAAAGACGCCAGGGAGGAGGACGGUGUGGACACCAAUGAGGAAGACCUGACACGGGCUACGGAGGAAGAGGGUGCGGACGCCAGUGAGGAAGAUCCGACACCGGCCGGGGAGGAAGACGUUAAAGACGCCAGGGAGGAGGACGGUGCGGACGCCAGCGAGGAAGACCUGACACGGGCUACGGAGGAAGAGGGUGCAGACUCCGGGGAGGAGGACGGUGCAGACGCCAGCGAGGAAGAUGAUACAAUUACCAAUGAAAAGGCAGACAGUAUUCUAAAGUUUUUGAAGUCAACACAGGAAAUGUAUUUUUAUGACGGUGUCUCCAGAGAUGCAGCUUCAGCCGCCCUCGCAGAUGCCGCUUCAGCCGCCCUCGCAGAUGCCGCUGAGGAGCUGCUGGACCGUCUUGCGUCACACAGCAUGCCGCCCUCAGACGUGUCCAUCCUGUACCACAUGAAAACGCUGCUGCUCCUGCAAGAUACUGAGAGAUUGAAGCAUGCUCUGGAAAUGUUCCCAGAACAUUGCACGAUGCCUCCUGAGACCCAGAAUGGAUUUACCAUCAGGGAGACAAUGGCGCCAGUCUGGAUUGACGGAGCAGGAGCAUCAUCAUCUUAGACAAGCAUCACCCCUGCUGGAGCAUGCUGGGGUCUCCCCGGGGGCUCUUCAGAGUGAGGGAGUCCUGAGGCCGGGAGUCUGGGAACCACUGCUGUGCACUGUUUGGCACAACACUAGCUGAGGCCCCUUGUAGAAAUGUUCUUCCCAGACCUGCAGCAGGAAAGACACAGCGUGAGUGGGGAUGUCCUUUAUUCCCAGAGGCAAGUAAGCCCCAAAAUUCCACACUUGUCAGAGUGACAGGGUCCCAGGGGCAAGCCCUGGCUGAUUUCAGCCUCAGUGCGAACAAGAUCGUUAAUGGAGGAUGACGCAUUACAAAGGGCAGUGUAAUCCAUGGUGCAUGGUCCAUAGCACCAGAGCACAGGUGGGGAAGGUCAGGAGGAGAAAGCUCUACUUCUCACAAAAAAGUGGGGCAAACAAACAUAGAGAUGACAGAGUUAGCAAAGUGCUUUGUCGUCCCCAAGGGAAUAAUAACCAAACCCAACAAGGACGAUCCAGAUGUUAAAAUCACCUGGUCAGAUAUUUUGGGGAAGGGGAGAGUCCCGAAGCCUCACCUUACCCCACAGGUGACUUGCAGAUUUCGAAGGGGAGGAGCAGCUUUGCAGGGGGGAUCCAGCCGCUGGCACUGAGCACCCAGACGGGAGGCUUGUAGGGGAAAACAGAAAAAGGAGGAACCGGGGGAGUUUAGAAGAUGCUGUGGGGAUGAGGGGCAUGUCCCUCGAGGACCGUGCCAGCAGCGAGGCCAUUCGGAGAAGACUUGGGAAUGGCUUUGGUCACGGUCAGUUCAGACCUGGUGGGCAGGUCUACAGCCUGAUUUGGGGAAGUCUUGAGGCCAUGAGUCUGCAGGCACAGAGACAGCCCUGCAGCAUCAUCUGCGGAGGCUGAAGAGGGAGCCCCUGGUGUCCACCUGGGCAGGGGGAGGGACCUGUUGGGAUUGGGUGUAACUGCGAGAACAGCAUAGUGGAUGGGCGGUCUCUGCACCUGCGUGUGUGGAGGGAAAAGUAAGACAGGAAAGGAUGUGUCAUGAAAAACGUGGUCGUGAGUUAAAAAUGAGGCACAUACAACAAUAGAAAUUCUGCAGGAAUGUAUUUAAAUAAUACAUUGUCUACCAUGUGUGACUGUGCAUGAGAGAGGAGUGGAAUGGAAGUGGGGCACAGAGGAAGGAAGGAAGAAAGGAAGGAAUGCAGAGGACAGAAUGAAUACAGAUAAGGAGCAAGCAAGCCAGAGAAAAGGCCACACAUGCCCCCAGAAUGAUCCCCCGUGAUGAAGGUUGCUGCGUGAUCCACUCGGCCCCUGGGUCCCAGCAACUGACCACAGCAAAGAAGAAAAGAGGAGCUCCUGCAAGGGCAGGUGCUGGUGCACCAUCGUCCAGAACACGAAAUGCACACGUAGGUAAGAAUGUAAGUCUAUGUGAGAGACGGGCAAACAAAAACGAGUGAGACUCCUAUUACAUACGCUCCUGGGUGUGCUGACGUACAGAAAUCCUCUCUGCAGGCUUAAUUACUAUCUGCCGUGUUGGAUUUGCUUACAACCUGCCCGUGGCAUGAGGGCGUCUGAGCGUAAGAGUGAAAGAGAAUUUUAGAAUAAGUUGGACAGCGUCUGUCUCCUGUCUAGAGACAGCCAAGUCCUUGCUGUUAGAAAGGCGAAGCUGAAGAACAAAAUCAAACGUGGCUGCUCUUCCUAGUCCCUUGGGGCUGACUUGGCGUGGGCUUGGCCUGAGGUCCCGUCGUGCAUCUGGGCUCGGCAGAGACCACUCGGGGUUGGUUUUCCUUUUUGUUGUUCUCCACGGCUUUCUGUAGUGAGCUGGGCUGAAGGGAAUUUGUUACUAAAGAUAAUUAAAGUGCCCAAGUGAGCACCAGGGCGCAACUCCCCAGGGGGCUGGCGUCCAGCCUGAGAGGAUUUGGUCACCGCAAGCAAAGCCAUUGUGACCCGCUGUCUCCAGCUUGGCAGGUGUUCCCGCCUCAGGUUCCUGCUGGGGGGACAGCAGCCACUCGGGGGGUCCUCUCCUGGGGCAAACCCGUGGUGUAUCUACCUGCACUGCCACCACGGACACCACUGCCUGCCCCUCCCAGCAACGGGGACACUGUGAUGUCAGCCCAAGUCCUUGUAGGGAUAUCUCCAUGGCAGCCUGGGGGGGAUGUCACUGUGGUGGCCUCGGGGACGUCACCUAAGCCAUCUCUGGUAGACAGUGGGAGGUUCCUUUCCAUCUUUCCCUUCAGUGUGUGUCUUUACAUAGUUGCCAAUAUGGAUCCAUAAUUUUUUAAUUUAUUUAAAACUGUAGUCAAUGUUUUUUGAUGUAUAGCAUACAUAUAGAAAAGUACAUAAAACAUAAUGUCACAGCUCCUUGAAUUCUCACAAAAUGCCAAGCGAGACCCCUGUAACCCACACCCAGAUCAGGAAACAGCCCUCCCCAGCACCGUAGCCCCUCGAGGAGGCCCCGUCCCAGCUCUGCCCCUCCAGUCACUCCAGGUUUUCUCUUACCAAGCUUCUGAAGGAGCUUCCUGGCCAUCCAUCCUAAUGGUAGCACAAUAUGCUAGUAAGUUAACGGGCCUCAAUUAACUUAGCUAUUCCUUUAUUUGUGAACUGUUACGUUGCCUUAGGAUGAACAGGGUCUUAAAGCCUUUGGCGUAUUUUGCAUUAUUUUCUUAUUUAGAUUGAAAGAACUGGGGCUUUUGAGGCAAAGUCUACUAUACUUUAAAAAAUACAUUUGUAUUGUGAUACACAUACUGUAAAAUUUACAUUUUAAAAUGUAGAGUUCCCAAACCUAAACUCUGUCCCCAUCAGACAGGAACUCCGCAACCCCUCCCUGCACCUGGCAGCCACCAGCCAUCCUACUUUCUGUCUCUGUGGCUCCGACUUCUCCGGGGACCUCUGCUCAGUGCCACCCUGCGGGAUUUGUCCUUCUGUGACCAGCUCAUUUCACCCAGCAUAACAUCCUCAGGGUUUCUCGUGUUAUAGCCUGUGUCCAGAUUCCCCUGCACGCACGUGGCAGCCACCAGCCAUCCUACUUUCUGUCUCUGUGGCUCCAACCCCCCGGAGACCUCUCCUCAGUGCCACCCUGCGGGAUUCGUCCUUCUGUGACCGGCUCAUUUCACCCAGCAUAACAUCCUCAGGGUUCCUUGUGUUAUAGCCUGUGUCCAGAUUCCCCUCCUUUUUAAGGCUGAAUCAUAUUCCAUUUGUUAAAAGAAACACUUCAACUGAAUUAAAUUUAAAGGAGUUUAAUUGA
Messenger RNA from Pan troglodytes (chimpanzee), 6957 nucleotides. It is a transcript of the gene ERICH1, whose product is annotated as glutamate rich 1. The transcript has 11 exons. The coding region runs from base 2013 to 3734 and encodes 573 amino acids. Lineage: Eukaryota; Metazoa; Chordata; Mammalia; Primates; Hominidae. The record is from RefSeq and is a predicted model, not a curated record.